This is a messenger RNA of Recurvomyces mirabilis, 987 nucleotides long. RefSeq lists its product as uncharacterized. The transcript is spliced from 2 exons. The record is from RefSeq and is a predicted model, not a curated record. Gene Ontology annotation, biological process: fungal-type cell wall organization. Gene Ontology annotation, cellular component: cell cortex of cell tip; plasma membrane. Bases 1 to 987 code for a protein of 328 amino acids. Lineage: Eukaryota; Fungi; Ascomycota; Dothideomycetes; Mycosphaerellales; Teratosphaeriaceae.
AUGUUCGGCCGCAAGAAGAGAGAACCGGAAGACGGUUUCGUGGCUCCGCGAGACGACGACUACAUCAGAGACAGCAACAGCGGCCGCACUCUAACCAACGAACCCGUCUACGCCGACCCGACCAAAGCCCAGAUUAAACGGGCAACUCGCACACGACUAUGCUGGGCCCUCAUCACCUCCAUCCUCCUCCUCAUAACCGUCGUCUUCAUCAUCCUGGUCGAAGUCGGCACCACGAGCCCCAAAAGCAUCAGGAGUAGUAUCUACUUUAUCAAACUGGACCUGUCGAACAUCAUCCCGCUUUCUGUGCCCAAUGCCGCCUUAGUGAACAGUAUAGCUCAGACGCUGGGUCUACACGACUUCUAUACCGUCGGACUAUGGGGUUACUGCGAGGGGUUGAAUGGGCAAGGUUUCACGGAGUGCUCAAAGCCGCAAACACUUUACUGGUUCAAUCCGGUUGAGAUUAUCCAGAGCCAGCUGUUAGCUGGCGCCACAAUCGCCCUCCCAACCCAAAUCAACGACAUCCUAAACCUCAUCCGCGUAGUCUCGCACUGGAUGUUCGGCCUCUUCCUCGCCGGCGCCUGCCUCUCCACCCUCAUGAUCUUCCUCGUGCCCCUCGCCGUCUUCUCCCGCUGGGCAACCCUCCCCAUCAUGCUCCUCACCUUCCUCGCCGCACUCUUCACGACCGUCGCCUCUGUCAUCGCCACCGUCCUGUUCAUCAUCAUGAAGAACGCCGUCACGGCGCAGAAGAGUCUGAACAUCGGGGCUGCGAUCGGGGUCAAGAUGUUCGCGUUCAUGUGGAUUGCGGCUGGGGCGAGUAUUUUGGCGUGGUUGAUUAUGUUGUGCUUGACUUGUUGUUGUGCGAGUCGGAGGGAUGUGAAGAAGGGGAAGAAGAGGGGGAGCAAGAAGGCUUGGAGCGAGGGGUCUGCGAUGGCGCCGAAGGAUGAGAAGGAGGUUGCGAAGAAAGGGUGGUUUGGGAGGCGGAAGUAG